This is a messenger RNA of Dovyalis caffra, 345 nucleotides long. The record is from the annotation of a GenBank genome assembly. Lineage: Eukaryota; Viridiplantae; Streptophyta; Magnoliopsida; Malpighiales; Salicaceae.
AUGGUCAGGAGAAUUGAAGAUUUGGAAGGUGUUGACGCCUCUUUUGAACAACUUGUGGAAGCUGUAAAAGAAGCUGCCGAUUGGGAUGAAACAAAGACGGAAAAUUUGGUCACGGAGAAAGUUGUGACAGAGUUUGUGAACUUUCAUGUGGAAAAGGCCGAGAAAGAAAGGGCAAGUAAGAGAUUAAAAGGAGGAAAGUCUUUAAAGAUGAACAAAGGAAAUAAGUUGGGAGACAUACAAGGUCAUGAUGCUGAAAUACCGGAUAAGAGAAAGAAGACUCCAGAUAAAUCACAUGUUAAUAGCUUGCCUAAGAAGAGGCUACAAGAAUUGCUUGAGAGAAACUGA